GUGCUGUGGAUACAAAUCCUUUAUCUGUGUAUAUUAUGCAGCCCAUCUGGAACGAAAUUAUUAAGAUAGUGCCUUUGUGGAUUGCUCCCAACCUGUUAACAUUCUCUGGAUUUGUCAUGAUUUUAGUUAAUUAUUUUCUAAUAUCUUUUUAUGACUGGGACUACACUGCCUCAGGUACCAGUCCUGGACUUGUUCCCACCUGGGUGUGGCUAUUCAGUGCUUUUACCACCUUCUGUGCUUACGCUUUAGACUCCAUAGAUGGGAAACACGCUCGAAGGACUCAGUCCAGUACUCCUCUGGGAGAAUUAUUUGACCACGGGCUGGAUAGCUGGGCUACCUCCAUUUUUGUGCUUUCUUUUUUUUCUGUCUGUUCCCGUGACAAUGGGAAGACUGGAGUUUCUGUAUAUACAAUGUAUAUAUAUUUAAGCAUUGUCUUGUUUAACUUUAUGUGUUCACACUGGGAGAAAUAUAACACAGGAGUUCUUUUUCUUCCUUGGGGAUACGAUAUAAGCCAAGUGGUAUUAAUAGCAGCAUAUCUGCUCACCGGUGCUGUUGGGGUGGAAGUCUGGCAGAAGCCUUUCCUGUUUGGUUAUUACAUUACAGACGCAUUAGUAAUCUUGCUUAUAGGCUUCAGUUUAUUUCUUUCAUUUCCACAAACACUAUACAACAUUCACAGAGCACAUUUAAAGAAAACACUGAAGAAUGAUUCUUUGUAUGAAGGACUCCUACCUCUUGUGUCACCUCUGUUGCUGUUCAUUCUUCUUACAGUAUGGGUGGUUUUGUCUCCAGGCAACAUAUUAGCUAAACAACCAAGAUUGUUUUUAUGGAUGGUUGGGGUUGCUUUCUCAAACGUUAUUUGCAAGGUGAUCAUCUGCCAGAUGAGCAGCACCCAGCCGGAGCUCUUCCACUGGUUCCUCUUCCCGCUGGCACUGGUGGUCUACGCAGCCAUCUCCGGGCUGCUGGGCUGGACGGAAGAAGUGGUGCUCGCCGUGUUCACCGCCCUGGUCACGGCCGCCCAUGUGCACUACGGGGUCUGCGUGGGAAGGCAGCUGAGUGAGCACUUGAACAUUUACAUCUUUUCCCUGAAGAAACGUGUCCAAGAGUGAACACCUGCACUAUGAUCAGACUGUAACACUUGAUGUGGAGAUUCGCAGCUCUUCUGAUGUGAUAAAUAGUUGGAAUUAAUCUAAAUAACCAAAGAAUAGAAUAGUCCAGAUAUCCGAACCACUGCGACAAUGAGCUAUGCAGCAAGAUGCUUCAUCUCAGAGGAAGAUUCCCGUCCAGCAGAGAAGUGUUUACCAAGUUGUUCUGCUGCUAAUAUUUAUUCUCUUCACUAAUGCUGUGUUACUACCCUCUCUGAAGCUUUUGUCUUCCUCCUCCUUGCCACUGUGUCCAAAGUCCUGGAUAAAUCCAUGCUGGGUUACAUGAGAUCCUUGGUGGUUUAUAACCAGCACUGGUUUUGCCCAGCCUAGUCACCAGUGGGACCCCGGCAAUGCAAACCCUCCCUGUAUGUCCUUCCCCCUCAGACAUCUGUGCCUGCUUCAUUUUCCGUAUUUAUUUUCUCACAACUCAUUUCUUCCAUACAACCUCCUGAAGGGCUUAUGUACGUUCAGUCUUUUCCUCACCUCAAAUGAAUGUUUGAAGAAAAGAGAACAAGCUCAGAAAGCUAUGGGUACAGUAAAGUGUUUUUGAAAUGUAUGAUUUUUUUUCCCCCAGCAUUAAGAUGAAUCUCAGCUGACCUGUAUCUGUCAGAAAUGCAGGCUCCGUACAGCAGCAGCUGGCCUUUAUACUUAUUUUCUAGGCAGUAACAGGCGCAUUGUUGAUAUUUUGGUAGCAACAAGCAAUAUACCCUACAAAGGUAACCAGCUGAGAAUAAAUUUGGCCAACAAACCUUUGAAGAUUCUCAUAUUUCACUGCAAAACCAGUUAGUCAAACCUCAUCUAUGAGUGCAAAAUGCUAAGCAAAUAAUUAUUUGCCUGUGCGCUUGAAACAAAUUCUUGUGGUUUUAGAUAAUGACAAAAAAAA
Molecule: messenger RNA, 2025 nt
Organism: Pygoscelis adeliae (Adelie penguin)
Lineage: Eukaryota; Metazoa; Chordata; Aves; Sphenisciformes; Spheniscidae
Product: ethanolaminephosphotransferase 1-like
Exons: 9
Coding region: 36-1106 (356 amino acids)
Biological process (GO): phosphatidylethanolamine biosynthetic process
Cellular component (GO): Golgi apparatus; endoplasmic reticulum membrane
Molecular function (GO): ethanolaminephosphotransferase activity
Source: RefSeq, a predicted model, not a curated record